CUGCAGUUGCCCAGAGCCAGGCUGGAACCCUUCGCUGAGUCCGGGAGAGGCUCCUCCGCUGCUUCCUGCCCAGUCCGCUAGGCACACUUCCUUUGAGUAGGCUCUAAGCCGAGAUCCCUGGAGAGUAGAGGGCUACACCCACUCCAUCAACUGGCAGUCCGGCUGCUCUGACUAAGUGGCCCUUUGGGACCAAGGCGGGAGCACUCGCUCACAUCCGGACCUGCACUCCAAGUGAGGCCAAUAAACGGUUGCGUAAUGGUUGCUGGUCGGUGAAAGGACCAAUCCGCGAUCUCUCCGCCCCUUAGACAAAGGCAUCGGAUGACGGUCAGGUUUGGUCUUUCCAAAAAGACGCGGGAUUGCAGCGGUUGGGCGGGAAAGCGCAGCAGCGUGAAAAGAGCCGAGACAGAAGAGGAAAGACACGGGAAGAUACCGCUUCAAACAAAAGACCUAAAGCACUGAGGACUGAACCUGGCCUUGCACUUGCUAGGCAAGCAUUCUACCACUAAAGCAACGCUUCACCGAACUUAAACUGGUUUUGACGUUUGUGAUUCAGCCAGGCCAUCUGUUUCAUCUCUAAGCCACCAUGAGCUACAAGAAGCGCAAACCACAGAUCUUAUUUAAUGCAAGGAAAAAUAAAAAGAUCAAUGACUAUUUCUCUCAGUGUGGCUGCUUUGCCAGGAUACUGGGAAAAAGGAAUUACACCAUCCCGAUGAGCCUGGAUGUGCUAAGGCAGGUUUGCACAGGAGGAUAAGUGUCUCCUCUUUGCUGAGGAGCAAGGAAGGGACCAUAAAGAAAGGAGGGAGCUACAAUUGAGAUCUAUGGAAGUCUUAGCUACAUAGCAAGACACAAAUUAUUGAGCACCUGCUACUGUUGCAGAGGAACUGGGCUCUAUUUCUGCACCCUCAUGGUGGUUCAUAACUACUGGUUCCGAAAGAAGAUCAAAAUGAUUCCACUAUUUCUCAAGCAAAAGCGGAAUCUAGAAAAUCACCAAGAGACUUAACCAACCUCCAGGACCAAAAACUUCUUUCACCUAAGAAAAUUCAACAAGAUCAGACACCUCCCUCACUUAAGACAAUUACAUUCACCUUAGAUGUGAACUUCAGGAAAAACAGAAACAUGAAACACACACUCACACAUAACGAGACAAAUAGCUUAUACACAGCACUUAAAACUCUCACUGCUGUCAAAGAAGAGAUAGACAGUCAACAGGGCAAAGAAAUGCUGGUGCGUGGCAUCGAAGGAAUCGAAGGCUACAUCAACCUUGGCAUGCCCCUCUGCUGUUUUCCAGAAGGCAGCCAUGUGAGCAUUACAUUUUCUCAGUGUAAAAGGGAGCCGGAAGAACAUAAACAAUUGUUGGAACCACAGGACCAAGCAUCUACCAAUUAUGUCCUAUUUUACAUUCAUGCAAUUGGCAGUAAGAAGAAAACAAUUCUGAAGUGUGGAGAACUUCACAAAAGUGGGAACAAACUCUGUGUGUUUGGUGUCAAAGGAGAGACCAUCAAGGACACUCUGAGGAAGGAUGGCAGGUUUUGUUCUUUUAUAGAGAGUGACCAUUGGAAACUCAUUAAUAAGCUGGACACCAUCAUAGAAAACACCCAGCCAGUUGAUGAGUUAGAGGGCAAGCUCUUUCAGGUUCACACUGAGCUAAGAAAGAAACUUAGGGCAACAUCUGUCACUCAGGAUUCUCAGUCAGAAAACAAAAACUUCCAUGAGCUAAAAGACUACAUUGUGGAUGAGUACCCCACACUGAAAACAGAACGAGAAAAACUCAGAGCAUACAUCAAGGAAGAAGGCAAGAAAAGAAAGAAGAAACUUUACAUAGUGCAUAAAAAGAACUUUGGGAAACUGACAAAAAAUUCUACAUCUGUUAAAGUGCUCAAGCAUCUUUCAAAGGCCAGUGACUCAGUCGGGUUCCUAUGGUGGAACAAUAAUGGAAACGAGGGCUGUGCCACCUGCUUUGUUUUUCAAGGACUGUACAUUUUCACUUGCCGACACGUCAUAACUGACGUCGUGGGGAAAGCAGAGCAAAGUGAGUGGGCUAGUGUAAUUAGUCAAUGUGUAAAGGUGACCUUUGGUUAUGAAGAGUUCCCACUAACAGAUGCCAUCUUUUUUGAUGUUAAACCUUGGUUUGAGAUAUCUGAUACAGACCUUGACUAUGCUGUCCUGGAACUGAAGGAAAAUGGACACCAAGUACCGGCUGGACUGUACAACGGAAUAGGACCUGUGCCAGUUAAUGGAUUGAUUUAUAUCAUUGGCCACCCGGAUGGAGAAAAGAAGUCUACUGAUGGUUGCACAGUGGUCCCUCAAGAUAAUCGAGAAAGAAAAUGUGAGGAAAAUUUUCAAGCAAGAGAGGCAGCAGGCUGCCAUUUUUCUACAUCUUUUGUCAGUAUGUACACCCAAAGAAGUUUCCAGGAACUGCUUCACAACACUAAUGUGGUUACCUAUGACACCACUUUUUUUGGGGGGUCUUCUGGAUCACCAGUGUUUGAUUCUAAUGGUUCAUUGGUGGCCAUGCACGCUGCUGGUUUCACUUGUCCGUACCAAGGUGGAGUUUCUAAUAUCAUUGAGUUUGGUCCUACUAUGGAAUCUAUUCUUGCCAAUAUUAAGGAAAACAAAGAACCGUGCUAUAAUAAAAUUUUUGGAAAUCAGGAGGAUAUAGAAAUGUGAAGCCCAGAAACCUCAGUACAGGAAAAGAUUUAAUCCAUUAUCCAAGUUUAAGGUAAUUGCCUGUGAUGUUUUUAUUCUGCAGACAAUAAUGUUCUAUGAACUUUCAAAAUGAUUUGUUUCACAAAAAAUGGAUGUUCCAGAUUAUUUCCUGUGAAAAGCAACAUGGGAAAGAAGAUUCAGUACUGGUUAGGCCUCAGGGUACUUGGUGCCAAGAGAGGCAAAGAUAUGAGGAAGGUCAGAGCUUAGAAACUGGAGUUGUGGACCAAAGAUAUGAGGGAAGAGAAGCCAAUUUCUGGAAACUCGAAGCAGUUUUAAAAACACUGCUUUCUUUGGGCCUGCCUGAAUCUUCUCUCUCCGCUGACCAGAGCUCAGCUAGGAUGCCAGGUCACAGGUUUAUGAGUCCUAAGCGGUCCCUGAAAUUAUUUGCCUUUCUUCAGCUUUGGCUUUCUGGCUGAAGACUUGGGUCUGGAAUGAACCUUCAAGGAAUGGUGUGGAAAUCAUUGAGCAGGCAAGGGAGCUGCCAUAUAGCGUGGGCAUCUGGGAGUUUCUGGACUUGGGUUAUGGAGGGCAAACACUGGAAGAGAUGGUUUCCACUUCAUGGGAUUCACCAUGGAGUGGGUCAGGAGGACACUGGACAUAGUCUAGAACACUUCUCAGCAGUGUGACACUCAAGUCCUGUUCUUAGGGAGAGGAAGGAAACUGUGGUCAGGAAGUAAUCUCACAACCAUGAAAACCAAGGAGAAUUUGUGUGCUGAAGAUGGCCAGAGGUCUUUUAUCUGAGGGAAAGGGGAAGGAGUGGGUGAGAUGGUAUGGGAAGGUUGCUAAGAGAUCUGGCAAUUGCAUAAAUUCUUCCAUCUACCAGAACUGAAGUAUGUCCUGGGCUUUUUGCUGCACCUGACAGCGGAGCUAACAUGAUCCUAAUCGAUAGUUCCCCUUGUUGUCCAGACAUCUCCUAGUGCCAUUGUAUGAUGUUUUGUUUUCCCUGCUCUGUGCAUUUUUCUCAGAGGAAAUACAAAUGGAACGAAAUUAAAAAACAAAAAACAAAAGUGUGAUAUCUGCAGAGAGUUAUGGAAUUUAAGAUGAAAGAAAAGUAAAGCUGAUUUUUAUGGCAUUCCGUUUGGGUUUGUUCCAAAUCCACAUUCUCAAUGUUAUGAAGUAAUAAAGGUUGUUUUAACACAUUUUA
Molecule: messenger RNA, 3850 nt
Organism: Meriones unguiculatus (Mongolian gerbil)
Lineage: Eukaryota; Metazoa; Chordata; Mammalia; Rodentia; Muridae
Gene: Fam111a
Product: FAM111 trypsin like peptidase A
Exons: 5
Coding region: 1117-2667 (516 amino acids)
Source: RefSeq, a predicted model, not a curated record